GAAAUCUUGAUUCGUUAAAGUGUUUUCAUGAAGCUUGUAAUGAAAUAAAAAAAAAAUUAGUAGUGGUUAUAUAUUGUGAAGAUAAAAAAAUAAACUUCAGAUCAGAAAGCAGAAUUUGUGAUAAAAUCUAAAUGACCUAAAUAGAAAAUAAACGAGGAGAUAAUGGAUAAUAAACUAAACGCAGAAUUAUUAGAGCAAUCAUUCGGAUUUCAUGGACUGCCAUUAAUUAAGACAUGGAAUGAAGAAAAUGGAUCAAACAGUUUAGAAAAUUUGGGAAUGCAUGCAAACAAUAUUGAUACAAGCGUUUAUCAAAGUCGAUUAAAAAUCUUAAACUUCACCGAUCGAACGAAACGUCUUCGAUUGCAUCGUUUUAUUUGCAGCAAAUCUCAACAAUUAUUUAAGCAUUUUAGGGAAAGUCCAAGUGAUCGAAGAAUAAAGAAAAUUGUAGCAUCAGGAAAUGAUGAAAUACCUCCAUUUGAGUUUUUUGCAACUGUUGAGAAAGAGGAGAGAAUCAAAAGAUUUUUUUCGGCAAUCAAGGCUGGCGAUAUCGCAUAUUGCUCAGUAAAGCAAGUAACAAAAUUCGGAUUAAUUGUGAAGGUUUUAUGCACAACGGGGUUUGUGUCGCGACUUCUAAUGGAUCUUGAUAUUAAAGGAAUCAUCGCUCCACAAAAUCUUAUUUCAGCAGUUGACUCGAAGAAUGUGAAAAGACAAUUUGUUCCAAAUGAUCUAGUAUGUUGUGAAGUUGUUGACAUAUUGGAGAACGCGCAAUUAAAUCUUAGUAUGCUUGGCAUAAAUGAACGUUACGAUAAUGGACCAUCACUUGGAUUAAUUUCCUCACAUCAACUUCCAACAUUCUAUAAGAUUGCAGUUGAUCAUCGAAAUCAAAGCAAGAGUGUCAACGAAAUCCUUAAGGAAACCAAAUCAAUUAAUAAUCCAGCGAUUGUUGAGAAUUUAUAUAUUGAAAGUGGAUUAUUUCCGCAACAACAUUACUCACUAAUGUCUUCGAAAAAGAAGUUUACACAAGAUGAAUACGCCAAAGACUUGCGGCAACUACAAGCAAGCAAAUUAGCUUUUAGAUCUGUCGCUGAAGGGAUUGAGCAUUUCAAGGAGGGACGUCACACUGAAGCUUUUCAGUGUCUCAACAAAGCACUUUCAAUUGACCCUCGUAACGUUGAAGGACUUGUAGCCCGUGGAGCAUUAUAUGCAAAUAGCGGAUCAUUUACUAAAGCUAUUGUUGAUUUUGAAGCUGCAUUGAAAUUGAAUGGAAAUCAUGCAAAUGCUAAAAAGUAUUUGGGAGAAACCUUACUUGCUCUUGGACGAAAUUUUGAGGAGGCGAAUAAAUUUGAAGAAGCAAGAAAAGCUUACAUUGAUUGUCUCAAAAUAAAUCCAAAUCAUCAGGAAGCUCAUUCUUCAUUAGAAUAUCUCAAAACGAAGUUAAGUGCGAAGAAAAUUGUUGAGCCAGCUGAAUUGGAACUUCCUCCACUUAACAUUGGAUCGAUUCCAUUGUUAAAUGAUCCAUCAAAAGGUUCAAAAGAAUUUUUAGAUACAUCAAAACUAAAGGAUGGAAAUAGAAAGAAAUCGAAGAAAGAUAAAAAGCGAAAAGGGAAGAAGAGACACAACAGCUCAUCAAGCGAAUCAACUAGCUCAUCAGAUAGUAGCGAAUCAUCUUCUGAAUCGUCUGAUAAUUCAUCUUCAUCAACUGAUGAUCAUGAAAUGAAAGUAAGAAAGUUUUUGGAGAUGGGUCGCGACGAAGAUGAUUAUGAAGAUAAAGUACGUCAAUUAAUGGCAGAAACCUCAAAGUAUCAAAAAAGCAAACAGGCAGAAGAAGCCAAAAGUGCAAGGAAAAAGAAAAAAUCUGAAAAAAAGCAAAAAGCAAAAAAGAAGAAGAAAAAAGAGGAUAAAAAGAAGUCGAAAGGAAAUGAGAUUGAAAAUCUCCGUGAAGCUUUGAAAAUGUUCGAGAAUCUUCCAGAAUUCUCAAAAUUUCAGAAAAUUUAUAAUGACAAAAUAAAAGAAGAAGAAAUGAAAUUAAAACGUGCAGAAAAUGAUGAAGGUGCGCCUGAAAAAUGGAAGAUGAAAUUUGCCAAAGACGAACGACAAACAGAUAACAGACAGAAAACAACGACAAAGCAACAAUUUGAUUUUAAUUAUGAUUCAGAUGAGGAAGAUCAAUUGAAAAAUUUUCAAACACAACAAACAGGAAAUUAUUUAACUGCAAGUACAAGUGGAGCAAUUAUUGACAAACAGAAGAAGCAAGAAGUUCCACCAACAAAAGCUAAAAUUGAAAUUUUAACUCCUGCACAAGUUCCAAUUAUACCGAAAGGUCCGGUAGUUUUAGAUAAGUUCGGUAAUUUUAGAUUGGCCGAUCCUGUUCAAGUUGCACCCCCAAAAACCACUUUAGAACCAACAAGUUCUACGAGACGUUCUCAAAGUCGAACAAACUCAAGAUCACCAAGACGUCGACGUAGAUCAGGAAGUUAUCGUCGAAGAUAUUCACGUUCUGAUUCGAGAUCAUAUUCACGCAGUCGAUCCAGAUCACGUGAUAGAAAAUUCAGAGGACGUGGAGGAAAUCAUCAAAGAUCACGCUACAGCCCACCGAUGAGAUCACGAGGUCGUCGUAUGAAUAACUUUAGAGAUACAAGAGAUUGGUCCCGUGGCGGUCGUAUGGAAAGAUUCAAUCGAGAUCGUCCAAUGGGACGUGGCGGUGGAAGAUUUGGAGGGAGAUUCCAAAGAAGCUUCUCACGUAGUCCCGAACGUUCCCCAAAAAGACAAUCGUCAAUGGAAAACCGUCGUGAUGAUGAUAGACGAAAGGAAAGAGAAGAUCGUUGGGCUGAAGAUAGUGUUGGAAGACCAGAUUUAAAUGACAUGGAAGAAAUGUUAAAGAAAGCAAGAAAGGAUAAAAUGGAUGAUAUGAUGGAAAGAAAUAAGGACAUUGUUAAGAAACCUGGAUGGGAUUAAGUUUUGCUAGAGAAUGUCAGAUUUUUUUGUGUAAAAUUGUGUACGACUUAAAACUGUGAGACACAAUUUCUUUAGAACUAAGUCGUCUUGGAAUUCAAUUAAGAAUUCACAGAAAAUAAAUCAUAAUGAUUAGUUAUAGUACACUAAUAAAAAUUAAAAAACUGAAGAAAACAUUAAUAAUCACAAAUUUAAAAUACUUAAAGAGGGCGCU
This is a messenger RNA of Clunio marinus, 3166 nucleotides long. The record is from the annotation of a GenBank genome assembly. NCBI's taxonomy places the organism in Eukaryota, Metazoa, Arthropoda, Insecta, Diptera, Chironomidae.